GAAGCCGAUUUUGACACGAUUUAAAAAAAAAGAAACGUUAUAAGCCAAGUCCAACGAUGUCCUUCGCGAAUGGAAACGAUGGACAAGAUGUGUACCAUUAUUCCAGCUAUGGACCACCUCAAACUAUGUUUGGACACUCUGGAUUUGUUACAGACGGAUCUAAUAUUGGUCCUAGUGAAGAAUCAAAUUUUUGGUCGAGUAGUCCACGUUCGGAUUCGCCAUCGCCAAGCGGUCCAAUUGAAAGUCCAGUUGUUGGACCUUAUCAAAUAUACACACCCAUAACUUAUUCUCAAAACGAUUGUCACUCAAAAUUUAAACAAACCUAUAAUGUAAUGUCCCAAGAUAACGAUAUGGAUCGUUUAAGAACGCCGUAUAUUCGAGUUGUAAAAAGAAGAAAUACUGCUAAUAAGAAAGAACGACGUCGAACUCAAAGUAUUAAUAAUGCCUAUGCAGAUUUAAGAGAUUGUAUACCAAAUGUUCCUGCUGAUACCAAAUUAUCCAAGAUUAAAACUUUAAGACUAGCAACUUCAUACAUUUCUUAUUUAACCGAAGUAUUAGAAACAGACGAUCCAGCGGGGGGUUUCCGGGCGGAGUUAACAACACACGGGCGAAAAUCAACAAAUUCAUCACACAUCCAAGUCAACGAGUGCACAUCAGGACAGAUUUCCCCGAAAAGCGACACUUCGGAAGAUAUGAUCAGCACAAUAAGAAGGGCAAAAGGGCGUACAGGUUGGCCACAACACGUGUGGGCGUUGGAGUUGAAACAAGAACAGCCGCUAUGAAAAGGGGGAUGUAAAUAUCUUUAUAACGUGGAAGUAUAUCUUUAGAGUCAUUUAAUUUGUAGAUAUUUCCUCAAACUGUAUAUAAUAUAUCUAUUUUCGUGCCGCUCCGGUCUAACACAUGGCCCUACCGAGUCUCACCUUAACUACAGGCCUUGUAUAUAUACAGUGAGCGGCGAAUAAAAAAUAAAAUAAGAGGAAAAUAGCCCACCUUUCUUCAAACGAUAUUUAUUUUUAAAUGUAUCAGUAUUAUAUUAUUAUUAUUAUUAUCAUAAUUAUAAUCUACUUAAUUGGAGGUGUUUGACUCUUAAAAUUUGUAUAUGUUUGUUUUCCUUUUUUAUGAUAUUGAUAAAGUAUGCAUGCGUUUAUAAAUCGAAAUGAAUUUAGAUGAGAUUAAAUAAAAAUCGUUA
Molecule: messenger RNA, 1189 nt
Organism: Onthophagus taurus
Lineage: Eukaryota; Metazoa; Arthropoda; Insecta; Coleoptera; Scarabaeidae
Product: heart- and neural crest derivatives-expressed protein 1
Biological process (GO): developmental process; regulation of transcription by RNA polymerase II
Molecular function (GO): DNA-binding transcription factor activity, RNA polymerase II-specific; RNA polymerase II transcription regulatory region sequence-specific DNA binding; protein dimerization activity
Source: RefSeq, a predicted model, not a curated record